Molecule: messenger RNA, 6959 nt
Organism: Lagopus muta (rock ptarmigan)
Lineage: Eukaryota; Metazoa; Chordata; Aves; Galliformes; Phasianidae
Gene: RHEX
Product: regulator of hemoglobinization and erythroid cell expansion
Exons: 5
Coding region: 4735-5334 (199 amino acids)
Cellular component (GO): plasma membrane
Source: RefSeq, a predicted model, not a curated record
GCUGCUCUGACCCCAUGGCCCCACUGGGGCCGCUUUGCACAGUCUGACUCGUUCAGGGAUCCCCUACUCACUGCAGGCUUUGCUGGUGCAGUAGAUGGAUGGCACCCAGAGGUUGGAGGAACCCGUGUCGAAUAUCACCGUGAAGUUCUGCGGUGGGGUCCCAAUGGAAAUCUGCCCAAAGUACUCCAUCUGGGAAAGGCAGAGCAGAGGCUGUUGUUGGCCACUGGAGCCUCAAAGCACCCUGGCUGUGUGUGGGGUGAAUAGGGAACAGUGUGAGGAUGGCUGCAUUGUGAAGCGUUUGUCUGCCUGGGCUGCAUUGUGCGGAGGGAAUAGAGAAGCCAAAUAUUUAAGGAACAGAAGUGCAAGCUGAAAACAAAGGCAGGAUGGUGGGUGUGGGCACGAGCCUCUUCCCGCAGGGCUGCAAGAUAGGGUCCCCUUGUACUUCCCAGCAUAGAGAUGCAAACAAUACACAGAGCUCUGGAGACCCCUUUUGCCUCUGCCCGUGCAUCCCUUGCGCAGAGGCCUUCUCUGCUGCUGCAGAUGGAGGGGGAUUUGGCUCCUGGGGCCUGGGUGGGUAGCACAGAACAAGCAGGGGGAGGGCUGGCAUCGAACACGCUGCCUUGUUUGUGCUCAGCAUCAUCUGCAGGAACAAAAGGAGCAGCCGGGCGCAGGCAGCCACCAUCCCAGGCAUGCUGCAGCUCGUUCCUUGCGCGGGAGCAGAUUUAUUUGAGAAGGAUUUGGGCGUUCAGGAGCACUCAUGCAGCACAGCAAUCUUUCAGGACGCUCCGGGCUGCCACCAACUCCACUGCACUCACAUCCAGGUAGUUGAUGAGGGGCUCGUUGGCUUCCCCGAAGAGAGAGCAGUCCUGUGUGUACUGCACCAUGUCCAGCCUGUGGGCCUUCCAGAACUGGGAGAGCUGCCCACGGUCCCGCAGCGACUUCCGCAGGGAGCGGUGCCGCGUCAGGGUCACCCUGCAGAGCACGGGUCUGCAUCACUGCAUGGGCACAGGGCUCGGGAUGCUGCAGUCCCUGCGCCUCUGCACCCACCCCAAGCAUCUCCCAGUGCUGAUGCAACCCUCAGCUGCGUCCUCACCUCCUGUGUGGGAGAUAGCAGCGCUUCCCCCCCCCUGGGAAACCCCCAGCACCCUGCGAUCCCCUUUACCUCUUCAAGCCGCUGCAUGGAGCGAGGCAGAGCACGGCGAGGAGGAGGAGGAGGAGGAGGAGAAGGCUGUGCAUGGCGGCGGUGCAGGGCUGCACGGCGAGGUGGUUCUUAUACCAACAGGUACACCCUCGCCCCGCGCUAUCAGCGAUAACGCCCCUCUCCGUGUCAACACUGGGCUUUGGCUGUGGCAAUGAAUCACUGGGCACCUCUCGGUCAGGUCAGAGAGCCGGGUUGCUGGGGAGGACGAGGGGCUGGGCCACGUGGGGCUGUACGUGGGGUGGGUAAUGGGGGACCUGUGGGCACCCCCGCUGUUUUUUUCCUCCCCAUCCCUGUUUUUUUUGCUGGGGUUGCAGGAAGGGGACGUUCAGAUGGUGCCGAGCUGCCUCAAAAAGGCAAAGAUCUCAUUAGCCUUGAUGAGCUGCUCAGGAAUCUGCAGCUUUGCUUUUUGUCAUCGAAGCACGGGAUUGGCAAAAGCUGCUUUGCUUUAGGAACAGUUACAUGUUGCCUUACAGCCACUGAUGGGUUCUUCCCCAGUGGUUUCUGUUUAAUACUGGACAGUCAUCUCAUUAAGCAUCUGAGAAUGCAAAUAAAGGAUGCUAAUGAACAAACACAACUCCUAUCUGCUGCUGAGGCUUUGUCUUCCUGUGGUUGUUUCCCAUGUUUGUGGCCCUGCAACAACUGAUGAUGGAUGCCACGAGGAGAGAUGUGAGCAGCACUCACGUUAUUAACAGCAUUUCUACCCCUAGCGCAGCGCUAAUCAAUUUCCCAUUUAUUGUGGUUAGACUGUUUUAUUUAAUCUUAUUUAAUUAAUGGCAAAGCAACCGGCACUGAGGGGUCCGUAAAUGCACAGCAGUCACCUGGAAUGCUCUGCAAUGGGAUGGAUGGGUGGUUCUGCUAACAUUGGGCUGGAUCCCAGGCCAGGAGCAGAUCCUCUGUGUGUCCCCACAUCCCUGCACCCAGGCUGGCAGCUGCAGCCUUUCCACUGAGCAGCCCUUGCACAAAGUCACCCCUAUCAUAUUUUAAACACUGUUUCAUACAUCUUUCCCUACAGUUCCAUGCAUCCUCCUUCCUUGUCCCAGUAAUAUGUGGGAUGUAAAAGGAUUAGAAAAAAAGCAACCCUUCCUAUAAGGAAAAUAAUUGCAGCAAGGGGAGGAUCAGCCAAAAGCCAUCCGCAGCCGAGGAGGCACAGCAGCACAUCCACUGCUCCAGAUGUGACUUAUCCACUGGAAAUCCCAUAAUAAACCCCUCCUGCCCUCAGGCUGUGUGCUGGGGAGCAUGGGCUGAGUGCUCCACGUUUGGCACUGGAAAAGAUCCCUUCUUGGGUCAGAGCUGGAAUGGCCACAGGGAACAGGGAUGCGCUGUGGAUGGGAAGCGACCUCCCCUCAGCUCCAUUUAUGGCACCUGACUCAUUACAAGAAAGCUGCUCUCAAGCUAAAAAUAGGUUAUCUGCAUUCUUUUUUCUUCUCUGUAUUUCCUUUCCUUCAGCCACUUCCACUAUUAGCAACCAGUGAUUCACAUCGUACCCGAGCAUCACCUUCUGAAAAGCCUUUUUGCUCUGAUUAUCAAAUCCAUCUCCCACCUGCUAAUCUGUUUGCAUAUCACAGAAAGAGUAAAACCCUGUAACAGCAGCGCUGAAAAAAAUAAAUAUUUUUAUUUCGGAGAGCGAUAAACAACCAAACUCCAGCUAAAUAUUUACCCACAACAGCAGCAGCUGAUGGGUGAAGGCUGAGACCCAAUGGAAUCACCCAACAGCUCUUGGAAGCCCAGCUCAACCUCCUCACCUGCUGGUGAUGGGGCUCAUGGGGGCUCACAUGGAGCAUUUACCCCCAGAGCUGUUCUGUGUGCCCUGCUUGCAGUGGAGCAACAUUUUCUCCCUGUGUUAAAGCUGCCCAUGGGAGCACAUGGUGCAGUUGGCCGGUGGGAGCUGUGUGGGGCUGCAGCUUUCCCAGCCUAGGGCCCAACCUACAGCAGAGAAACACCCCAAAAUAUUUAAAUGAGUGAAUGCAAGCGUCAUGGAACCCGGUGCCAUCACUUCUGGGGGCAAAGCGAGACCGCAUCCGGCGCCCAGUCAGUGAGCACUGCUGCACCAGCUGCAGUCAAACAUCCACCAAAAAUGCUCCAGAAACAUCCCUGACCUCUGCAGAGCAUCCCAUCCAUUUGCUCUGUGCCCCGAAGGCAGGACGGACACACGGAGGUCUCUGCACCCCAGGUAACACCCAAUGGGCGCCCAACGUGCCGCGCUCCGUGUGGUGAUGGGCAGCACAGGGCUGUGCUGGGGCUGUGCUGUGCUCUGUGCUGUGCUGAGCUCUAUAGCUAAAACUAAGUGCUGAGGUCAGGCAGGAAUAGGUUUGAAGUCAUCUGGGGCAACGCCGUGGGUUUGCUUACCUUCAGAUUGAGCGCAGACAUCUUGCACUCGCAGCUCAACCAGCCGAGCGCUCUACAAACCUUGAGUGCAAUGGGGCAUCUUGCUAUAGAUGGGGUUAAUACCCUGGGGGUGGGCAGGAGGGGGCUCACAGCCCCUGAGACACCAAAAAAGUACAUGUGCUGCAGCCCUUAUCUGCAAAAUAGGUAUUUCAAGGCGCAUCUGUGCGUAAUCUCUUCCAUCUCAAUGCACCCCAGCAAAGAAGCUGCUUGCUGCUGGUGUUUGGGUUUGGGUCCUGCUUUGCUGUUUCCUUCUAAGCAGUUCAAUUCUCAGAUUGCUAUCUGCUGCUGCAGCAAUCUCCUGCACCAAAAUAGGAAAUGAGCCACUCAAACGGCGGCCAUUUGAGGAGGAUAUUUGGGGUGAGCUCAGAUCAAUAAGGAAGGGGGAAAGUCCUGGCAAGACAUGGACUCCUAGCUCAGCAGGUGCCCAAGGGUUGGGUAAGUGGAACGGUGCAGGGGAACGAUGCCAUUGUGAUGCUUUACUCUUGGAAAUACAUCUUUGGGCUUUUGGCCCAUGGGAUGGAUGGGCCUUGGCUCCGUCGAUCUGCGUUUAUCGCUCACAUCAUUAUGGCUCCUUUAAUCACCAUCUCUAAGCUUUAGCUGAAGAUACCUCUGCACGAAAACUGAGGGCACUUUUUUGUGAGUGAGCACUCACGAAAUGAAGGCUCUUGGUUGCUGUCCUUCAUUAUAAAUCCCCAAGCAGUACAGCCAAAAAUCUCAAGCCAAGGAGCCCGCUUCAGGCACACGUAUCAUCUGCAGUGCUUUAAGUCCUGACAGCUUCAGCAGGAUUGAGGCACUCACCUACAAUGAAAUCCGAGGUGUUUCAAGCGCAGUUAAAGGGAAGUGCAUGCCUCCAUUUGCAAUGGGAUUGGAGCAAAUGAUUUCCUGCAGCACUUGGAAAAUCCUCUCCCAGGUGCCCGGCGGGCGGCAGUGAAGCAUCAAGCACAGCUUUGCCUGUUGGUUACUUUCUCCUACGAUUUAUUUUUGCCUCCAGAUGAGAGUUAUUGAGUAUUUUUUUGUGGAUUAAAAGAAAAAAAAAAAGUGAAGAAAUGUGAAAGAGGAUUAAAGAAAGGAGGAUGCACUGCAGCUGGUGGCAAUGGCGCUGUUAUCAGCCCUAAAGCUCCGUGCUGGGAGCAGAUAGAGAUGAGGGGAUGAGGGCAGGGGAAAGGCUGAGCAUAGGGGUGUGUGGGGCUGCCUGUGUCUGUCUGUCUGUCUCCAGGAACCUCAGGGACGUUGCUGGCACCACAGUGACGACGGAGAUGGAGCACUGUGAGUGGUGGGUGCCUGUUGCCACCUCAGCUGUGACCCUGCUGCUCAGCUCUCUGCUCCUGCUGCUGCUUUACAUCAUGCUCAGCAGGAAAAUAGACAGGCACUGCUGCAGCGCACAGGUGAGCAGUGGUCCCAUAGCACAGCCCCAGCAACCACCCAUCUCUUCAGCUGGAGGGGAAGGGGUGCAGCAACCAAAGUAUACGGAAGGGAGCAGCGAGACGUCUUCAGAGACCUCAGAGGACUCGGACAGCAGCUCUGUGCACCCACAGGAAAGGAAAACCCGCUCAAAGGAAAACCUCAACUACACAUCUGUGCUGUUCCCGGGGAAAGGCCAGGGGUCAGGCUCUGAUAGGAACUACGAGAACAUAAAGAUGGGCGCUGAUUACGUCAACGUGGACCCAAAAAAGAAGAAAGCAGAGUUUUGGACCUGCUCCAGCCCUGUGGCAUCCAAGUCCAUCGAGUACACAGAGGUGAAGCUGUGACACUUCCCUGGGGUCCCACAGCAGCCACCACUCUGUGCCCAGGUCACUGCUGGCACAGGGCUGCUGCCAUUCCCUGGGAUGGUGCAGCUCCCCCAGGGAUCUUUCGGGGUCGGAGGCUGCGGGUGUGGGGUGAUGUGGGGCUGCCCCACACCUCCCUGUGGGGAAACGCUCCUUCUCAGACUGCCACAAGCUCUGCACGUGUGUGUGAAUGCCGUUUUCUCAUCUUGUGAAAGCAAAUGCUCCCCCAGCAGGAUUUGGGUAAGAGAGGGAAAUGCAAUCAUUUCCAAACCAUCCCUCCAUUGGGCUGACAUAUCCUGUGAAUAAUGCUUCCUUCGCUGAUGGCUGUCAUAAAAACCUUUUAAAUACACUCCAUCCACUGGCUUCACCCUUCCUGCCCUCACACUGAUCCCUCCUCUCUGCAGCCCAUUUUCCUCUGAUGCUGAACCCCCUCAGGGCCCCAUCAGCCCAUCACCUGGCACUGGGGUGGGCACUGUGGGCAUUGCCUUUCUCAGCUGCUGGAGAUGACUGGGGCUCUAAAUCUCUGGAUGUGGAAGAAGCAGGAUGGGACUACGGCAUCUGUGCAUGACUAAAUCCCUGCAUUGCAUUUUCCCUGCCCUCCACCUUCCCUGCAGCAAACGUGUGGGGUGCAGGAGGUGAUCUUCCCCACCUGAGCUGUGCCCAUCCCAGGGUGAGUGUGGCUCCCACCUCAGUUGGAGCUCAGUGUGACCGACUGUGGCUCACCUGGGAUGCUGCAGGGACAACACGAAGAAAUCCCACUGCCUCCAGGUCCUGUGCCCUGCAGGUGCUCUGCUCCUCGCUAAAUAAGACAAAAGAAGCAGCAGCGAUUUGAGAACAGUUCUUUAAUGUGCAGCAGCUGUUUAGCAGUGCAGAGCAGCACUGUGCAAUGGCUGCUGACUGCAGGAAGAAGAAACCUGGUGGGAGGGAGGCAGGAUCUGCCUGAAUGAGGUGGAGGUGGGCCAGGGCUCUUCCAGGCAUCUCCUCAGUGAUGUCCGUGCUGCAUUUGGGGUGCUUGUACUACUGCACUGCAGUACUGCGGAGGGGAAAUACCUGGUGCAGUGCAAUGCUGCAGAGAGCAAUGCAAUGCAGUGCAAUGCAAUGCAAUGCAACGGUCGUGUCUGCUGCAGCCCUGGGGACGUGCAGAGCCACAGGGCAGGGGGAAGCCAUUUGCAUUGGCUGCUCCACCAGCAAAACCAUGAGGCUGGGAGAUGGCAGUGUGACUACAAGGAGCUCUCAAGCAGAUGUGGCUGCAAUGCCUCCUGCUGUGCUCAGACUGCUUUGCUGGCAGCUGUCAAACACCCAAAACUCUCAUAAAAGGGUCUUUCUUAAAAGAUGUGCUGAUGCAGCAUCCCCAUCAGAUGCCUGGGUAAUGAGCACGGAGGGGAGCAGGGUGGUGGAUGGGGAUGCAUCACAGUGCAUGGAGAGGUGAAAGCUGCACAUGGUGGUGGGCUGCCUCCAUCUCCUGAUGCACACAGCAGAUGCAGCUCAUGCAGCAGCAAAAUCCACGAGGACAAGAAGGCUGGUGAUACAUUCUGGGUGAAGCACACAGCUCCUGGUGAAACGCAAUGCUACCAGGAGGGGAGACAGUCCUGCCUGCCAUUGUCCAC